Messenger RNA from Ectocarpus sp. CCAP 1310/34, 540 nucleotides. The record is from the annotation of a GenBank genome assembly. Lineage: Eukaryota; Phaeophyceae; Ectocarpales; Ectocarpaceae.
GUGUAGGUGGCUGAUACAGCAGCCACGUGCUCCAUGUUCCGAUGCGCAAACGCGUUCGUGAACUACCGCGAGUGUAGUGGUUGGGUCAAAGGGAUCGGAGGCAACAAGGCCCGCAUUCCCCUCCUAGGGUACGGAGACGUGACCGUAGUCUUUCUGACCGAACGCUGUAGGGUACCAGUGGUAAUCCUGAACGCCGCUCAUGUGCCCGAGUCCCCCCACAACCUUCUCUCACUGUUGGCGUUGGCCGAGGAAGGCCACACGUCUUCCGGCCAGAAGGGGGGGCUGACUCUCACUACGAGAGCCGGGGGGAAGGUGUGGUUCCCCCGGACGGGUAAGCUGCUAACUCAAGAAGGCUAUCAAAUCGAGCCGAAGGUAGACAUCGCCUGUGCCGCAACAAUUGUUCCUGGCGAUGCGAAAGCAGCCACCCCCACUGACCUCAACUACUACCACAAUUCGCACGGCCACACGCACGAGGAACUGCUCCAGAAAACGGCGAAACAGCAAGGAGUGCAGCUGACGGGAGNCUUUGCGAAGGUCUGA